AUGGCUCUGGGCGUCACCGAUGUGGCUGAGCCACGGGGCGCGGGCGGGGGCAGCAGCAAUUGGGUCGACGAACUGGGUGCAAAUUUUGGGGGUCAGCGGGAGCAAAAUUGGAUCAACGACCUGGGCGCGGUGGGCGAGAGAAGCGGUGUCGCGGCUGCGGCGGAGCCGGCGGCAGUCGCGGCCACCAGUAACGAAUCGUACUACUUCAACGUGGUCGAACAGGCUGCAGCCGCCGCCGAGACUGCGGCGUGGUGGCUCGGCGGCUGGUACGACACGGAGCCGAGCGUAUCCAACCUGCGCGAGCGGCUGGAGUCAUUCAUCCGGCUGCAGAGCAAGCUGCGCGGCGUCGCCAUCUCGCUCUCGUGGGUGUCUGCCAGCGAAAACUUCACGCUCGUGGCGGGCGAGUGGAAGGGGCGCAAGCCGUACACGGCCGUCGGGGUGAUGCGAGCCGUCGAGGCGGGGAGGGUGGGCCUCGACGACGCGGCGGCGCCGCUGGUGGACAAGGCGCUGAGGAGAGUCGGCGCCAACACCACCCUCGCCGCCCUCUUUGGCCCGCGCGCUCGCCUCGUCACGCUGCGUCAGCUGCUGCACAUGUCUUCGGGGAUUGCUGACUUCGACUACCCCGCCUUCGACGACGCGCUGCUGCAGGCGGGGGUGGCGAAGCGCGUGCACACGCCGCUGGAGUUUGUGCUCGGCGCCGCCGCCGUGAAGCCGCCCUUCAUCUGCGAGCCGGGCAGCUGCGUCUCGUACUCGUCCACAAACUAUGUGCUGCUGGGCCUCUUGCUGCAAAUGUUUUCGGGGAUUGCUGACUUUGACUACCCCCCCUUUGACGACGCGCUUCUGCAGGCGGGGGUGGCGAAGCGCGCGCUGCUGGGGGGCGGCGCGGACCCGCUGCCUCGCUCGUCCUUCCUCACCACCGGCCCAAUCUCCGACUCGACCACACUCUUCGGCAAGCACGGCAAGCCGUCGCUCUGGCCGCUCGGCCGGAGGGGGCAGGUCGACAUCGGCGCGCAGGACGCGUCCAUCCUCGGGUGGGUGUGCGGCAACCUCGCCUCGACCACGGGAGAGGUAGCGCAGUUCUUCUGGGAGCUGCUCGUCGAGCGCUCCAUCCUCCGCCACGACACAAUCGAGGCGAUGGCCGAGCUCGAGCCGCUCGGGCUGGGCUGGGGCCGCGGGCACAUCGCGUAUGGGCUUGGGCUGAUGCUCAAGCAGACGUCGUGGGCGCGCGGCGCACGGUACGGCGAGUGGGGCACCUACCUCGGCCACGGGGGCAACACGUACGGCUUCCUCUCCGAGCAGGGCCUCAUCCCCCAGCUCAACGCGACCUUCUCCGUCGUCGCAAACUCGAACGCCGACGACCUGUUCGUCGCGGGCGUGCUGACGUGCCAGAUCAUCGCCGUGGCCGCCGAGGAGGUGCUCGGGCACAACAUCCGGCUACCGUGCGGAGGGUGA
This is a messenger RNA of Emiliania huxleyi CCMP1516, 1452 nucleotides long. RefSeq lists its product as hypothetical. Lineage: Eukaryota; Haptophyta; Isochrysidales; Noelaerhabdaceae. The record is from RefSeq and is a predicted model, not a curated record. The transcript has 4 exons. Bases 1 to 1452 code for a protein of 483 amino acids.